AAUUACUGUAACCAAAAACACUUUCCAUUUAUUUAUGUGAGAGUUUUGAGAAAGGAACGAAGCAAUUAACCAAUUGAACAUUGUGUCGGAGUUCUUACCCUCAGAAACUGAGCAAACGAAUCCCAAAGACCAAACCAUGAACUGAGCGAAAUCCCAUUCACGAAACCCUAGAACGAUAAUUCCUACGUUUAUCGUAUCAUAAAUCUCAAUCUCCAGCGAAAAGAUUCACAACAACGAUAAUGGAUCUUCAAUUGAAAUCCAGUUGUAGCGGAUGCGGUGAAACCACCGGUCUCUACGGAAGCAAUUGCAAGCACUUGACUAUUUGCGCCCCCUGUGGCAAAACCAUGGCGGAAAAUCGCUCUAAAUGCUCCACCUGUGGCGCGUUGCUCACUCGUUUGAUUCGAGAGUAUAAUGUUCGUGCGAGUUCGGCAAAUGAUAAGAAUUAUUUCAUUGGAAGGUUUAUGACUGGGUUGCCUGAUUUUUCAAAGAAGAAAAGUGCUGAGAAUAAAUGGUCUUUGCAGAAAGAUGGAUUGAAGGGUCGUCAAGUUACUGAUGCUACAAGGGAGAAGUACAAGAACAGGCCUUGGCUCUUGGAGGAUGAAACAGGUCAGUCCCAGUUUCAGGGUCAUCUUGAAGGUUCACAAUCAGCUACGUAUUACCUGCUAAUGAAGGAAAAGAAGGAGUUUGUUGCCAUUCCUGCUGGUUCCUGGUACAACUUUAACAAGGUUGCACAAUAUAAGCAAUUGACUUUAGAGGAAGCAGAAGAGAAGAUGAAAAAUAGGAAAAAAACUGCUGAUGGAUAUCAAAGAUGGAUGAUGAAAGCAGCAAACAAUGGGCCUGCUGCAUUUGGUGAACAUGGGAAGUUAGAUGACAAGGAGAGCAACGCAGGGGGUGGGAGAGGCCGUAAAAAGACUGGUGAUGAUGAAGAUGAAGGUCCUUCCUCUGAUAAAGGAGAGGAAGAUGAAGACGAGGAAGUAGAUAGGAAGAAAAGACCGAAUAAAAAAAACACCUUUGAUGAUGAUGAAGAAGGUCCAAGGGGAGGGGACCAUGAUGAGGAUGAUUAUGAUGUUGAAAAGGGUGAUGAUUGGGAGCAUGAAGAGAUUUUCACUGAUGAUGAUGAAGCUGUUGGUAAUGAUCCCGAGGAAAGGGAAGAUUUGGCUCCCGAAGUCCCCGCUCCUCCUGAGAUCAAACAGGACGAUGAGGAGGAGGAGGAGGAUGAAGAUAAUGAAGAAGGGGGAGGUCUGAGUAAAUCUGGGAAAGAGCUGAAGAAGCUGCUUGGGCGAACUGGUGGUCUAAGUGAAUCUGAUGAUGAUGAUGACGACGAUGACGACGAUAUUGACGACGAAGACGGUGUUCCUGCUGUGACUGCUACUAAGCAGAAGGAACCUAAGGAAGAACCUGUUGAUAACAGUCCUUCAAAACCUACAGCAACAGGACCUGCUCGUGGAACACCUACUUCAAAGUCUUCAAAGGCGAAAAGAAAAGCAAACGAGGAAGCAAAGCCAUCUAUUAGUGUACCACCUAAGAAGGUGAAGACAGAAAAUGAACCAAAAUCUUCUGCAAAAGAUGUCAAUGGAUCUUCGUCCAAAAGUAAUGCACCUCCAAGAGGUACACCACCACCGUCAUCAAACUCUGGGUCUUCUAAUGCAGCUUCUGGACCUGUAACCGAGGAAGAAAUUAAGGCUGUUCUACUGCAGAGGACUCCGUUAACCACACAGGAGCUUGUAGCUAAAUUUAGGGCAAGAUUAAGAUGUAAAGAGGAUAAGGAAGCUUUUGCUAAUAUCCUGAAGAGAAUCUCUAAGAUACAGAAAACCAAUGGAUCCAGUUAUGUUAUCCUGAGAGAGAAGUAACUUUGCAAUCUCCAGUAAUUGAUUGUGUUGGAAGAUAUGCUAAUACACCAUUGACAGCUUAUACCGGUUAAUAUCAGAUAACUUUCAGUGUGCAUUAUCUUCGAGAUGCCAAAAGAAGUUUGAUUUUAUUUUAGCAACUUGAUGACCAUUACGCGUGCGAGUUUUGUUAUUCUUGAAAAAACAGAUUUCAGAGUGUUGUAUUAGACACGGAGAUGGUGUUACACUAAUCCAUUGCAUAGACAACUUAUACCAGUUAAUUCCUUGAAAAAAAGUUUAUACUAAAUAAUGAUAUGAUAGAUUCAAAUUGUACAAGAGUAGUAAUGCAUAUGCAUAUUUAUCAUUACUUUU
Medicago truncatula (barrel medic) is the source of this 2198-nucleotide messenger RNA. RefSeq names its product transcription initiation factor IIF subunit alpha. The record is from RefSeq and is a predicted model, not a curated record. The coding region runs from base 240 to 1850 and encodes 536 amino acids. Gene Ontology annotation, biological process: transcription initiation at RNA polymerase II promoter; positive regulation of transcription elongation by RNA polymerase II. Gene Ontology annotation, cellular component: transcription factor TFIIF complex; nucleus. The transcript has 9 exons. NCBI's taxonomy places the organism in Eukaryota, Viridiplantae, Streptophyta, Magnoliopsida, Fabales, Fabaceae. Gene Ontology annotation, molecular function: TFIIF-class transcription factor complex binding; DNA binding; RNA polymerase II general transcription initiation factor activity.